Messenger RNA from Lotus japonicus, 1443 nucleotides. RefSeq lists its product as uncharacterized. The transcript has a single exon. NCBI's taxonomy places the organism in Eukaryota, Viridiplantae, Streptophyta, Magnoliopsida, Fabales, Fabaceae. The coding region runs from base 1 to 1443 and encodes 480 amino acids. The record is from RefSeq and is a predicted model, not a curated record.
AUGGUGAAUCGUCAGAAUCAAAAUCAAAAUCCUCAAGUGGUGCUUGAUCCUGCUCAGAAUCCCGCAUCACCUUACUAUAUACAUUCCAGUGAUAAUCCUGCAGCAACAAUGGUGAAUCCACCUCUGAAUGGGAAGAACUACAACGCUUGGGCAAGAUCGAUGAAGCGUGCUUUGGUCGCGAAGAACAAGUUUCGAUUCAUCAUCGGUGAAAUUCCAGUACCAGCAGCAACUGAUGCAAACUUUGAGGCUUGGGAUCGUUGCAAUAGCAUGAUUCAUUCAUGGAUUCUUAACUCGGUUACAAUCUCUAUAGCAAAUAGCAUAGUUUUUCUUGAAAAUGUAUGUGAUGCUUGGAGAGAUUUGCGAGAUCGAUUUUCUCAAGGGGAUCUAGUUAGGAUCUCUGAAUUGCAUAAUGAAAUCAGUAAUUUGAAGCAAAAUUCAAAGUAUGUGAGUGAGUAUUAUACUGAGUUGAAGAUACUCUUGGAGGAAUUGGAACACUAUCGUCCAAUUCCACAAUGUAGAUGCACUGUCCCUUGUAGAUGUGAUGCUAUUGAGAGUGUGAAGUUGUUCAGAGAACAGGAUAACGCUAUCAGAUUCCUUUUAGGGUUGAAUGAUGGCUUUGGAGUGGUGAAAUCACAGAUUCUGAUGAGCCAUCCUCUACCGUCAUUAGCUAAGGUUGUUUCUCUAGCCACACAACAUGAGAGGAAAACUGAGACAGAAGAGAAAGGAGAUUCAUUAGCAAUAGUGAAUGUUGCAGAAGGAAAGAAGCCACCAUAUGGAAAAGGUCAAUUUGGUGGUUCUUCCUACACAAACACAGGAAAAUUUUGUACUCAUUGUAAGAAGCCGGGACACACUGUUGAGAUAUGUUAUAGGCUACAUGGAUAUCCAACUACUUUCAAUUCCAAAGGUAGUACAAGUCAUGUCAACAAUGCAUCCAGAAAUUCUGAUUCCACUGAUGAUCCAGAUGAUGAUGAUGUUUACUCACAGAGAGGAGUUGAAGAACCUUUUACUGCAUAUCAGUAUAAAAGAAUCAUAGACAUGAUUCAGCAUGUGACCACAACUUCAAAGAAAGGAUCGGAGAAUGGUAGUGCUUCUGUAAAUCAUGUGGUGAAGGCAGUUGCUUGUGAAGGAGAUGCUACAGGACAUGGUAAUCCUAUUGCUCUAUCUUGUUUUCAACAUUAUGAUAGUAGAGAUUGGAUUAUAGACUCAGGUGCAAGUGAUCAUAUAUGCUUUUAUAAAAUGUCUUUUAACACACUCACUGAAGUGAAACCAAUUAGUGUUAAAUUGCCUAAUGGUACUAUCAUCAAAACAUGCUAUGCUGGAACUGUUAGAAUCACACAAACCAUUCUCUUGACACAUGUUCUUUUUGUGCUUGAAUUCACAUACAACUUAGUCUCAGUUCAUAAGUUAGCAAAACACCAUGAUGUUGAUGUGUUUUUCUUCUAG